AUGAGCCAAGAAGUAGCGAGAAGCAGGAGGAGCAGCAGCAGCAGCAGCAGCAACAGCAGAAGCAGCAGCAGGCCCGGCAAGUCGAAGCAGAGAGGAGAGGAGGAAGGUAGGAAGGAACGGCGGCGAGCGCGGAAGUGUGCCGGCCGUCGAGCUGCUUACCGGAAGGGGUGCGAAAAAGCGGGCAAGCUGCGCCGGAAGGGGGUAGCCCGGGCUUCUCGCGAAGGCCUCAAAAUUUCGGACGCGACGGCGGCCCUGGACCUACGUGCCCAGUCGCAAACCCAACCCGACUUUGGCUUGGACCACCACCAGCAACAGCAUCACCAUCAACAACAGCAACAACAACAUCAGCAGCAGCAGCAACAACAGCAGCAGCAUCAGCAGCAACAACAACAUCACCAACAACCGCAGCCGCAGCAGCAGCCGCAGCAGCAACAACAACCACCGCCGCAGCAGCAGCAGCAGCAUCAUCAUCAUCAUCAUCAUCACCACCACCAUCACCCGCAGCAGCAACAGGGCCAAAAUCCAGACUCGCGAAAUCCACCACACCAUCACCUUCAACAGCAUCAUCAUCCCGGGAAUCAUCUCCACUCUGGCGAUUCGGGGGGUGGGAUAGGAGGUGGAGGAGGUGGCGGUGGAGCCGGUGGAGGUGGCGGUGGAGGUGGCGGAAGUGGCGGCGGUGCAAGUGGCGGUGGUGUUGCUGGUGUUGCUGGAGGGGGAACGGCCGAGGGUGACAGGUCGGGCAGGAUCCACGACGAGGACGACGAGGACAUCACCGAGAGGGAGGACGAGGAGGAAGACGAGGAUCCUUGCAGCUCGCCCGAACCGGACCUCGAAAACGAGCCGGAACCAAUGGAGGUCCAAGCGUCGGCCGUCACUGCGGCGGCCGCCAAUCUUCACGCGCUCCGGCAACAUGUAUUCAAAAUGUCCGACUAUUGGCAACAACCUCAACGGGGCCCGCCCCAACAGUCGCCCGGUAUACAGCACAGCCCUAUCUCGAACGCGACCCAACAGCACCAACAGCAGGUGCAGCAACAGUUGCACAGCCCGCUCAGCCAGCAGCAGCAACAACAGCAACAGCAGCAGGCGGUGCAACAGGCAAACGCCAAUUCGGGGCUAGGGCAGACGACCAGCCCCCAGAUGCAACAACAGCAGCAGCAACAACAACAGCACGCCAUGUCGAUCGGGCAGCAAACGGGUCAAGGGGGGCAGCAUCAAUCGUCCCCCGUGUCCACCACACCCUCGCCGCAGGCGGAUCACCAGGGUGCCAUCGCGUCUAGCAUGGCCCAGAGUCUUCACAGCCUGGCACAGGCGCAACAGACAAUGUCCCAGGCCUCGAGCCCGUCGCUGGCCGUGCAAGCGGUCCAAGCGGCGCAGGCUCUCAAUCAAAACUUGGGCCAAGCGUUGACACAGGCGUUGACGCAGAACAUGCAACAAAACCUAGGACAAACUUUGCAGCACAAUCUCGCGCAAAGCCUCACCCCGAGCUUGUCGCCUCAGCAACAGCAACAGUUGCUCAACCAGCCGCAGAAUCUGAGCCAGGCCAGUCAAAAUCUUCAACAAAACAUCCAGAGCCAGGCGCAGAAUUUGUCGCAAACGUUGCAGCAACAGGCUCAAAAUUUGACCCAGAACCUCGGCCAGAGUUUAAGCCAACAGGCGCUGCAACAACAGGCGGCGCAAAACCUCACGCAAAAUUUGCAACAACAGGCGCAAAAUUUGACCCAGAAUCUGCAACAACAGGCGCAAAACCUGACGCAGAAUCUGCAACAACAGGCGCUCAACAUGGCCGGCAGCAUCGCUCAGAACGGUGCCCUCGCGGGGAUGAACAUGUCGGCCAGUCAGCAACAAAAUUCUCAAAACUCGAUGCUGAGUCCGGGCGCGACGAGCCAGGACUCACACGACGCCAGCCUCACGGAAAAACUCGUCAACGAGCUGCAGUCUCGUGCCUCUGCGGCGGGACUUGGAGGUGCGGGAGGCGCCGGCGGAGGCGGAGGAAUGGGCAACAUCAGCGAACGCACCCUCGAGGAAUGCUGGUCCACCCUGCAACGAAUCUUCAUGCACAAGAGCGCGAUGCAGAUGCACGCGAGGGAGCUCGGGGCGGCGGGUGCACUGACGGGGAGAGGUGGCGGCGGCGUGGCGGGCGGGCUGGCGGGGCUGGGCCCGAUCGGCGUUGGACCGGGCGGGAUGAUCGCCGGGAACGAGGUGAAGCCGCACCAGUGCCAGCAAUGCCUCAAGUCGUUCUCCAGCAACCACCAACUCGUGCAGCACAUCAGGGUCCACACCGGCGAGAAACCGUACAAAUGCAGCUACUGCGAUCGCAGGUUCAAGCAGCUCAGCCACGUACAGCAACACACCCGCCUGCACACGGGUGAGUAUUUCUUUCUUCCUUCCUCCGCUCUCUCGAGCGCGGGGUGGAUCGAGUAGCGACUUACACGCUAC
This is a messenger RNA of Apis florea (little honeybee), 2436 nucleotides long. It is a transcript of the gene dati, whose product is annotated as zinc finger protein datilografo. Gene Ontology annotation, biological process: embryo development; regulation of transcription by RNA polymerase II. Gene Ontology annotation, cellular component: nucleus. Gene Ontology annotation, molecular function: DNA-binding transcription activator activity, RNA polymerase II-specific; RNA polymerase II cis-regulatory region sequence-specific DNA binding. NCBI's taxonomy places the organism in Eukaryota, Metazoa, Arthropoda, Insecta, Hymenoptera, Apidae. The record is from RefSeq and is a predicted model, not a curated record.